AUGUUCGGAAAAUUCUUGCUAUUUUCCGCUUUGCUUCCGAUUAUUUGGGCCGGUUCAAAUUCGAAUUCGUUGGCCUCCAAACACGAGCGAAAAUUCGCCGCCGCGUUCAUGGAACUUUUUGAGGCUCAAGGUUAUGAUGGUGUGAAAAAUGUGUAUUUUUCAGAAGAUUUCGAGAGACUUACAAGUAGUAAACGUGUGUGGAAUAGAAGUAGGUCGAAAUUUUCCCCGUGGAAUUUCAUUUUUGGCUCUAAAAAUCAAUAUUUACAGCUCGAUACGUCGGACACUUGAAGAGCAGAUUUAAAACUAAACUUCCGACAUUUUUCGCCGAAAAAAAUCGGAAAGCCUAUUUUGAGACUGGAAAAAAUGGCGGGGAAAAAUAUUUGAUAGUCGAAGUGACUCCGGAAAUUGGGCAAAAGAAAACUUUGCAAUUGCGAAGAAAUCGAGCGGUUUUUGGAGGAUAUCAGAUUCGCCGCAUUAUUUUUGGUGCCUAA
Caenorhabditis angaria is the source of this 491-nucleotide messenger RNA. NCBI's taxonomy places the organism in Eukaryota, Metazoa, Nematoda, Chromadorea, Rhabditida, Rhabditidae. The record is from the annotation of a GenBank genome assembly.